Molecule: messenger RNA, 957 nt
Organism: Anoplophora glabripennis (Asian longhorned beetle)
Lineage: Eukaryota; Metazoa; Arthropoda; Insecta; Coleoptera; Cerambycidae
Gene: Sec22
Product: vesicle-trafficking protein SEC22b-B
Exons: 4
Coding region: 115-756 (213 amino acids)
Biological process (GO): retrograde vesicle-mediated transport, Golgi to endoplasmic reticulum; endoplasmic reticulum to Golgi vesicle-mediated transport; vesicle fusion with Golgi apparatus
Cellular component (GO): SNARE complex; endoplasmic reticulum membrane; endoplasmic reticulum-Golgi intermediate compartment
Molecular function (GO): SNAP receptor activity
Source: RefSeq, a predicted model, not a curated record
UUUAACUGACGUGUGUGUCAUGACGUGUAAAUAAUAACCUCUUCGAUUAAUACGAAAACACAUCAUUUAUUUAAAAUAAAUUAUUUAAAAAAUUGGAAAAUAUAAGUAAUAAUUAUGGUUUUAAUGACAAUGAUUGCCCGAGUGGCAGAUGGCCUUCCACUUGCGGCAAGUAUGCAAGAAGAUGAACAGUCGGGAAGAAGUAUUUUGGACUAUCAAAACCAAGCAAAAAUGUUAUUUAGAAAAUUAGGACCCCAAUCUCCCCCUAGAUGUACAAUAGAAACUGGACCAUAUUUAUUUCAUUAUUUAAUAGAAUAUGAAGUAUGCUAUUUAGUAUUAUGUGAAAAAGCUUACUCAAAAAGACUAGCUUAUUCCUAUUUAGAAGAUAUAGCUCAAGAAUUUCAUGCACAAUAUGGUAAACGAGUAAAUACAGUUACGAGACCUUAUACCUUCAUAGAGUUUGAUACAUACAUUCAAAAAGCAAAGAAAUCAUUUACGGAUUCAAGAUCAAGAAGGAACUUAAAUACAAUCAAUAAUCAGUUACACGACGUCCAAAGGAUCAUGGUACAAAAUAUCGAUGAUGUUUUGCAAAGAGGGACCGUUUUAUCAGAAUUGGAUACCAAGACACAGAAUCUCUCCAUGUUAACAGAAAAAUACAAGAAAGAUGCAACAUAUUUAAACACAAAAUCAAUGUAUGUUAAAGCAGCAAUAGGAGGUAUAGUUGUCUUUGUGUUUUUCUUGUACUUCUGGGUACUUUAAUCGCUGGCCGCAGAAAAAUUUUAAUUUACAAGUGGCGGAAAAUUAUUCAAAAUGAUUUUUAUCACAGCUAUUUAAGGUGUAAGUUAAAAUAGCCUUGUGAUAGGAUGUAAGUUGUGGUUUAUAUGCUUAGUGGUACCAAUCUUCACAUUUAAAAUUAUUGUAUAUUGUUGUAAUAAAUAACACUUAUGGUUAUAUUUUUAA